Messenger RNA from Psilocybe cubensis, 1137 nucleotides. RefSeq lists its product as uncharacterized. NCBI's taxonomy places the organism in Eukaryota, Fungi, Basidiomycota, Agaricomycetes, Agaricales, Agrocybaceae. Bases 1 to 1137 code for a protein of 378 amino acids. The transcript has 6 exons. The record is from RefSeq and is a predicted model, not a curated record.
AUGCUUAUCGACAUCAAUUCCUUGUGCCUCAACCUCUCUGUCAGCCUGUUACUACAUACCGAUCGCGAUAAAGCCCGGUACUUGACACCAACCGCAAUAAGACACUCCUCAUACGAUACUCGUAACACCUGGCAGCACUGUGCCAAACAUUUACAGGGUGCCUCAUUGCACAGUGCCUACCAGACAUUGGGUUUAUCAACAACCAACCACGAGUCCGACAAGAAACUCACCGAGAUCCUUAAUGUACGAUACCGCCCUGGACAACAACGGACGACGCAUAUCGACAGCAGUGUCUCGCGCCUCAAACUCGCUGUCAGCAUGGGUUCGUUCGUCACGAUAUUCAGCAAGAGGCCGCGCUGGAAACACGGCGUCACGAUGAUCACAAUCGCGGGACGACAUUCAGAAGUGGAUUCAUGGCAAGCGCAAGGCCGCGAGAACCCUGCUGGCGUUGUGCUCAACCUUGACAGGCUGCGCUAUCUCGAACGUUGCCUACCGACCAUCCAGUUCAGCGUCAGACAGCAUGAGUUCACCAAGAACAAACUUACCGGCCCUCGUGGUGCGAGGUUUCCAUGGACAACCAUGGACGAGGUAAAAGAUAGAGGUACAUACCUCCAGUCACAACAACCUACAGCUCAUCUCGUGUCGCAUACAGCACCCACCGCACCCGCACUCCGCCUCCACAGUUCCCUGUUGCACCACACCAUCCCGCUCGCGUUUAUCGACUUCCAGCGCGAUUCCGACGAGGAGCACGAUUGCAGCUCAACAUCCAGAGAUAGACCGGACAACGCCUGCAAGGAGCAGCAUCAAACAUGUGAAGCACAACUGCAGGACCAACAUCCCGACAAAGAACACGAUGACAAGACACUUACAGGGGAGGCAGUACGGUUAGAUGUGGUGAUAACAUCUGCGAGAAUGGGUGUCAAUCAGCAGAAGGAUAUUCCAGCUCGCAAGACACACACGGAGAAGGCUAGACACGAGCAGGGCGGCCUGCAAAUAGGUGAGUGUGAGCUUGAUUUCUGCGACAGACAGCAGAGCCGCCUCGUCGUCGUGCCAGUCCAAAGAGAAGAGUGGGGGGCGCGGUGCCCAAGACUCGAGGAGAGGAGAGGAGAGCGGAGCGGAGAAGCCAAGGCGGGAUGA